Molecule: messenger RNA, 1217 nt
Organism: Thermothielavioides terrestris NRRL 8126
Lineage: Eukaryota; Fungi; Ascomycota; Sordariomycetes; Sordariales; Chaetomiaceae
Exons: 2
Coding region: 203-868 (221 amino acids)
Cellular component (GO): cytosol
Molecular function (GO): electron transfer activity
Source: RefSeq, a predicted model, not a curated record
ACCACGGCCAUUUGGGGGGCCACAACUCGAUCAAUUGCAAAACUGCGACCGCCGCUGCUCCGAUUCCAGCUACGCAUGAUGCAUGGUCCGCUGAUUGCAGCCCUGCCCCGAGUCCCUUGCUGACGCAGCCCCUCGAUCACAGGUCAAGCCGCGCGUCAACAAGGCGCAGACCGGCGUCGAGACGGCCGGCGUCAAGCACAGCAUGAAUCCGUUCGACGAGCUCUCUGUCGAGGAGAGCGUGCGGAUCCGCGAGCGGAAGAGCGCCCCCGGCGGCGUCGAGGACAUCUGCGUGCUCAGCGCCGGGCCGCCCAAGGCGCAGGACGUCCUGCGCACGGCCAUGGCCAUGGGCGCCGACCGCGCCAUCCACGUCGAGGUCAAGGAGGGCGAGGACCUGGAGCCGCUGACGGUCGCCAAGCUGCUCAAGGCGGCGGCCGAGCAGCAGAAGAGCAACCUGGUGAUCCUCGGCAAGCAGAGCAUCGACGACGACGCCAACCAGACGGGCCAGAUGCUGGCGGGCCUGCUGGGGUGGCCGCAGGCCACGCAGGCGAGCAAGGUCGAGUUCGGCGAGGGCGACACGGUCAGCGUCACGCGCGAGGUGGACGGCGGCGUCGAGACGGUGCGCGCCAAGCUGCCCAUGGUCAUCACCACGGACCUGCGCCUCAACGAGCCGCGCUACGCGAGCCUGCCCAACAUCAUGAAGGCCAAGAAGAAGCCGCUGGAGAAGAAGACGCUGGCCGACUUUGGCAUCACGGCGGACAAGAGGCUCAAGGUGCUCAAGGUCACGGAGCCACCUGCGAGGCAAGGCGGCGGCAAGGUCGAGGACGUGGAUGGACUUAUUUCCAAGCUCAAGGAGCUCGGCGCUCUCUAGAAAAAUUGUAUACAAGCCGUCGGUCCUCUAUAAACAUGCUUCAUAGAACCAACGGUCUGCCCUCUGCUCGCUCAUGAAUCAGGUACCUAUUGAAUAUCGUGCGAUACCUGCACCCUCAGGGGUCUUGAACCCGGAUUUCCAAGACGCCGCUUCGCAGCGUGGGGUUCUCGAGGCCAAGUUUUGAAAGGCGUCACCCCGCCAUGCAGCCUCUGACGUCCCUCCACUGUUGACUCUCGUCUGCCUUCCUGGUUCCUUCAAUGCUCCUGUGGAAAGGCAAGAACAAAGAUGCCGAAUUUUCAGCAGUCUAGCAUCUUGACCAGACGCUGCCCUCAUCCCUGUCGGGUUUCAG